CCGGGGCGGAGCCAGAGAAGCGCCUCCAGCCCCCCGACGGCUUUCUGGCUGGGGAGGAGGAGAGCCGGAGCCGUGAGGCGGAAGCUGCCGGGAAUCACCUCAGAACUGAGGAGAGCAGCAGCGCCGCCGCCAACGCCGCCGCCAUGGUGAAGGUGUCGUUCAACUCGGCCUUGGCGCAGAAGGAGGGCGGCAAGAAGGAGGACGAGGAGGGGAAGGAGGGCGGCAGCCUGGGCCAGGUGCUCAUCGUGCCCGCCGACGGCAAGGAUCCUGAGGCCGUGGUGCCUGUUCGACAAAGGAGAGCUUGGUGUUGGUGUUGGUGUAUGUGCUUUGGGCUGGCUUUUAUGCUUGCCGUUGUGAUACUUGGGGGUGCCUAUCUGUACAAGUAUUUUUCACAUCAGGAAAGUGGUGUCUACUUCUGUGGGAUAAAGUAUAUCGAGGAUGGCUUGACCCUAACAGAACCCGACGUGGGCGCUCCAGCUCCUCGUUACCAGAUAAUUGAAGAGAACAUUCAGAUCCUGGAGGAGGAGGACGUGGAGUUCAUCAGUGUGCCCAUUCCAGAGUUUGCGGACAGCGAUCCGGCCGAUAUCGUUCAUGAUUUUCAAAGGAGACUCACAGCUUACCUUGAUCUUAGCCUAGAUAAGUGCUACGUCAUUCCUCUAAACACGUCGGUGGUUAUGCCGCCUAAAAACUUCUUGGAGUUGCUGAUCAAUAUCAAGGCUGGGACUUACUUGCCUCAGUCGUACUUGAUUCACGAGCAGAUGAUUGUUACUGAUCGCAUAGAAAACGUGGAUCAGCUGGGCUUUUUUAUUUAUCGCCUCUGCCGUGACAAGGAGACCUACAAACUGCAGCGCAAGGAAGCUCUGAGAGGAAUUCAUAAACGUGAAGUGAGUAACUGCCGGAAGAUCCGACACUUCGAGAACAGAUUUGCUGUAGAAACCCUCAUUUGUGAACAGUGAAAGAUUACGCUUUGCAAGAGAAGAU
Molecule: messenger RNA, 981 nt
Organism: Gekko japonicus
Lineage: Eukaryota; Metazoa; Chordata; Lepidosauria; Squamata; Gekkonidae
Gene: ITM2B
Product: integral membrane protein 2B
Exons: 6
Coding region: 144-956 (270 amino acids)
Biological process (GO): negative regulation of amyloid precursor protein biosynthetic process
Cellular component (GO): plasma membrane; Golgi apparatus; extracellular exosome
Molecular function (GO): amyloid-beta binding
Source: RefSeq, a predicted model, not a curated record